Daucus carota subsp. sativus is the source of this 1448-nucleotide messenger RNA. RefSeq names its product mitogen-activated protein kinase kinase kinase 17. The record is from RefSeq and is a predicted model, not a curated record. NCBI's taxonomy places the organism in Eukaryota, Viridiplantae, Streptophyta, Magnoliopsida, Apiales, Apiaceae. Bases 357 to 1448 code for a protein of 363 amino acids. Gene Ontology annotation, biological process: protein phosphorylation. The transcript has a single exon. Gene Ontology annotation, molecular function: ATP binding; protein kinase activity.
AAGAAUUUUUUUUCUUUUUUAGAGCGGUUUUCCAGUAUCGGAAAACCGCUCUUCCCACAAAGAAAAUUCAUCUCUUCUUCCCUGAAGAUUGAGAAGUCAAUGUUUGUGUUAUAUAAAUUCAUCAUCUUGUAAAUAGGUUAUUUUUUAUCUUUCUUUCUCAAAUUGUAUCGAAUGGUUAUGUUUAUCUACUAUAACAUUUCCAAAUCCCCUUUAACAUCAUUUCAUAUUGCGUAAUAUCUGCAUGCAUAAAGGAAGUAUCACUAUUUCAGGUUUUAAAUUGGGUAUUUAUUCCCAAUUUAAAGCUGAAAAAUUAGUUUUUUCUACUCAAUAUAUAAGCAAUCAUUUCAAGAAGAAAUAUGAAGGAAGCUGAAGAUAUGUUUUUAUGUCCUAAACCUGGUGAAUGGGUAAAAGGCAAAAUGGUUGGAUGGGGAUCAUUUGGCACGGUUCAUUUGGCUAUGAACAAAUCCACAGGGGGACUUUUUGUUGUGAAAUCUGCCGAAUCACAAGCAGCACUCGAUUCUCUUGAGCAUGAAGCUAAUAUUCUUGAAAAUUUGAGUUCCCCACAUAUAGUAAAGUGCAUUGGAAGAGAAAACUUCAAAGGAGUGAAUGGUGACAAAAAGCUCAAUCUUUUCAUCGAGUAUAUGGCUGGUGGUAGUUUGGCAGAUAUCGCGGAUAAAUUUGAAGGGGUUUUGGAUGAAAGAAUGGUUCGUUUAUACACGAGGGAAAUUCUCAAAGGCCUUGUAUAUCUCCACAACAAUGGGGUGGUACAUUGUGAUUUAAAGUGCAAGAAUGUGCUUCUAAGUUCAUCUGGAAACAUCAAAAUUGCAGAUUUUGGGUGUGCAAAAAGGCUAAAUGGCUCCAAGAUUAAUAGCAGUUCAGUGGAAUCUUUAAAAUCUAUUUGUGGGACUCCAUUGUGGAUGGCUCCUGAAGUUUUGAGAAAACAAGAGAUAGAUUAUACAUCUGAUAUAUGGUCACUAGGCUGCACAGUCAUUGAAAUGGCUACAGGGAAACCUCCAAAAUGGGGUGAUGAGAUUUUGAAUCCGAUGUCUGCAAUGUUCAAGAUUGCAUGUAGCAAUGAGACACCAAAGUUUCCAAAAGGUUUCUCCAAAGAUGGUUUAGAUUUCUUACAUAAAUGUUUUGAGAGGGACGUGAAAAAGAGAUGGACAAGUCAGAAAUUGCUUCAACAUCCUUUUGUUUCUAGUAAAUUAGAGCAGAUAAAUGCAGAAAAUGUGGAAGUACUUUCGCCUUCAAGCGUUCUGGAUGUUGGUCUAUACGAGGUUGAUGAGGAUGAUAUCGUGUCACAAGAACCAAUUUGCAAAAGAGAGAUCAAUAGGAGGAUUCCAUUUACCAUGAGGAACUCUGGAGAAAGAGAUUAUUUGUCAAAUAGACAUAGUACAAACAAUCUCAUUGCUUCAUCUGGAAAUUGGAUCACUGUUAGAAUUAACUAA